AUGGAAAUGAAAGAUGUUGCCCUGAAAGCUGUGAUGGUGAUGCCUGCUUUACUCCUUCAGAAACCAUCAUUUAAAUCUAAAUGUAAGCAACAUAGUGAGUGCUUACAAAGACGGUUGAAUUUGUGGAAAUUGGGAGAUUUUAAUGGUUUGUUAAAAGAGUGCAGAGCAAUUCAAUCUCGACUCCAAUCAACUUGGAAGCCAAGAUCGCCUGAACACGGCUCUCGUACGUUUGCUAACUUAAUGCUUUCUGGUAAAGUCAACGCUGCCAUGAGAUUACUGGAUGACACUUCAACGUCGGGCGUUCUUCAGUUAUCAGAGGAUACAUUACGAGAACUGAAAGCAAAACAUCCUGAAGCUAUGGAAGCAGAUAAAGAAAUGUUAAUCACAGGACAAGUACCAUUUGUUGAUCCAGCCAUGUUUUCAAUAAUCGAUGAGUCGACGAUAGCCAGAGCAGCUCUACAUACAAAAGGUGCAGCAGGCCCUUCAGGAUUAGAUGCUGACGGUUGGCGAAGAAUACUCGUAUCCAAAAACGUUGGCACUGCAGGGACUGAACUUCGCUCAAGUCUUGCUGAGAUGGCCCGUAUUCUCUGUACGAAAGAACUGAAAGCUGAAUGUGACCAUCAAUCUUCAAUAGAAGCGUACGUAGCAUGUCGUUUGAUACCUCUUGACAAAUGCCCGGGGGUGAGGGCCAUUGGUACUGGCGAAGUCAUCGGACGCAUAAUUGGAAAGUCGAUCAUCUCUGUCAUCAAACCUGAUAUUUUAAUGAGUACUGGAUCACUUCAACUUGCAGCUGGUUUACCAUCGGGAUGUGAGGCAGCAGCCCAUGCCAUGGAGGAGAUUUUCCAAGACGAGGAAACUGAUGCCAUUCUAUUCGUUGAUGCGUCUAACGCCUUCAAUUCUCUUAAUCGCCAAGUGCUUCUCCAUAACAUUCGCUAUCUUUGUCCUCCUAUGGCAACGUAUGUUAAAAACUGCUUUGGCUCACCGUCACGAUUAUUUGUAAUGGGUGGCAAAGAAAUCUUAUCGCAAGAAGGAGCAACUCAGGGAGAUCCAAUGGCAAUGCCAGCGUAUACAGUUGGAAUCGCACCAUUACUGCAGAUGAUAAAAGUUCAAAAAGAUGAUGUUAGCGCUGCGAGUGAUAAGAAAAUGAAGCACGCAGCGUAUGCUGAUGAUUUCGGUGGCGCAGGAGUCCUUGAGUGUUUGCGAACGUGGUGGAAUCAAGUUGUUGACUUUGGUCCUCUCUUGGGAUACUACCCGAAAGCCUCGAAGUCUUGGUUAGUUGUGAAAGAGGACAGAGUAGAGGCUGCGAGAGAGAUAUUCACGGACACUGAUAUUAACAUCACAUCUGAAGGACGUGCAUAUCUUGGUGGUUUUGUUGGAAGUAAGGAAUCGAGAGAAAACUAUGCGAAAGAACUUGUCAAGAAAUGGUGUGAGCAGCUGAUGAUGUUGUCAAAGAUCGCGCAGUCGGAACCACAGGCAGCGUAUGCAGCAUUUGUUUCUGGUUUUCAACAUAAACUGACCUACUACAUGCACACUCUUCCUAACCUUGGUCCAUUACUGCAGCCAAUCGAUGAAAUCCUAAACCAUUAUUUCAUUCCUGCCAUAACGGAAGGUCAUCACUGCUCCCAAGACGAACGCAAACUCCUUAGUCUUCCUGCUCGUUUUGGCGGUCUUGCUAUUCCCAUCUUCUCCCAGAUCGCCAAGAGAGAAUACGAAUACUCCGAGAAAGCUAGUCAACAACUGACCGAGAAUAUCAAAUCUCAGACUGCGGAGUACUCCUUUGACAACACAACUCAUCACUCAACAAAGAAUGACAUCAAAAGAUCGAGAAAUCUGGAGCAUGAACAGACACUCGCGGAGUUGCAAGAAAUGAUGAACGGGGACCAGAAACGUGCAAAUGAGAUAGCCCAAAUGAAAGGAGCGUCAAACUGGUUAACUUCACUGCCAGUAAGGGAAGAAAACUACGUCAUCAACAAACGAGAAUUCUACGACGCUAUUCGCAUGAGAUACAGGUGGCCGCUCAAGUUUAUUCCAACUACUUGUGCUUUCGGGGAAACGGUUCUCGGUAGAUCAUGCAUUGUCCUGUCUCAAAGGCGGCUUCGUACAUCAACGCCACGACAAAAUCCGCGAUCUUUUUUGGCAGACGGCUACCGAGAUUUCUAACGACGUGGAGAUUGAACCAAACCUUCUCCCUCUCACUGGUGAGCAACUCCAUGCAACAGCAAACGGGAAAGAUGAAGCAAGACUGGAUAUCAGUACUGGUGGCUUCUGGCAACGUGGUCAACGAGCAUUCUUCGAUGUACGGGUGUUUAAUCCUUUCGCUCCUAGCUGCAGAAACCAGAAGUUAUCAACUGCUUUUUCCGCCAACGAACGUGAGAAGAAACGCGCCUACGCCGAAAGAAUUGUAAACAUAGAACAUGGUUCGUUCACACCCUUGGUCUUUACACCUUAUGAUGGAAGUAGCAGAGAGACAGAAAGAUUUAUCUCUGUACUGGCAUCUUCAAUCGCUGAAAAGCGCACACUUGCUGUCAGUAUAACAACGAACUGGCUCCGCUCAAAGAUAUCCUUCGCUCUACUUCGCUCGGCGACAUUAUGUGUUCGAGAAUCACGCUCAUUGAGAAAGAAACAAACUUUUGACGCUGCGAACAUUGAAAUUGCCUCAGCCAUAACCAAGCUGACAACAUACUAA
Messenger RNA from Paramuricea clavata, 2686 nucleotides. The record is from the annotation of a GenBank genome assembly. NCBI's taxonomy places the organism in Eukaryota, Metazoa, Cnidaria, Anthozoa, Malacalcyonacea, Plexauridae.